GGAGCCCCUGAGAAUCCGUCUCUGGCCGAGGCAGCCCAGGAUUCCUUUUCAAAGGCCCUAGCACAGAUGAGUCCAAGAUUUUGGGCUCAUUGAGGGUCAAAUACAACUGUCCCUGAAGCGAGAUCACAUUCAAGUUUGGGACAAGGAGUCUUGCCCCUUCAUUUUUUCAGCUUCUCUCCGUGGAACCAAAACCCUCGGGUUACAGUUUGUAUGUGAAACCACUGUUCCAAGUUCAACUUAGAAAAGACUGUUGACACACAAGUUGGAAUGGUUCCAAUAGCCUACUUUGCAAAACGCUUUGGAUUCACAGAACUUGCGUUGUAAAAGCAAUAAGAGAAGUGUCAGAGUUUUCCAUUUAGAUCAACAACUUCAAACUCUCAGCAUGGAGAACUCAGAGAAGACAGAAUUAGUUCUCCUUGCUUGUGGGUCCUUUAAUCCUAUCACCAACAUGCACCUCAGGCUGUUUGAGCUGGCCAAGGACUACAUGAAUGGAACAGGAAAAUAUAAAGUUAUCAAAGGCAUAAUUUCUCCAGUCGGCGAUGCAUAUAAGAAGAAAGGACUCAUCUCUGCCCAUCACCGAGUUAUCAUGGCAGAACUUGCCACCAAGAACUCAAAAUGGGUAGAAGUUGACACAUGGGAAAGUCUUCAGAAAGAGUGGACAGAGACAGCCAAGGUGCUAAGACACCAUCAAGAGAAGCUGGAGGCCAGUAUCUGUGAUCUCCAGCAGAACUCACCUGUGCUGCAAAAGCCUGGACGGAAAAGAAAGUGGGCUGAACAAAAACAAGAUUUUAGUGAAAAGAAAUCCCUAGAGCAAACAAAAACGAAAGGUGUGCCAAAGGUGAAGCUGCUGUGCGGAGCAGAUUUUUUGGAGUCCUUUGGUGUGCCCAAUCUAUGGAAGAGUGAGGAUAUCACCAAAAUCCUGGGAGACUAUGGGCUCAUAUGUAUUACUCGGGCUGGGAAUGAUGCUCAGAAGUUCAUCUACGAAUCCGAUGUGCUUUGGAAACACCAGAACAACAUUCACCUGGUGAACGAAUGGAUCACCAAUGACAUCUCCUCCACGAAAAUCCGGCGAGCCCUUAGAAGGGGCCAGAGCAUUCGCUACUUGGUACCUGAUCUUGUCCAAGAAUAUAUUGAAAAGCAUAAUCUGUAUAGCUCUGAGAGUGAGGAGAGGAAUGUUGGAGUGGUCCUGGCUCCUUUGCAGAGAAACACUACAGAAGUUAAGGCAUAAGAAAUUCUACAGCAUGGUAUUUUAGACUUCUUUUUUGGGAAUUUGAAACCAUGUGGGUGUUAGUAACUAGGGGAAGAAAUUGUUAUCCUCUUUAAUAAAGUUUAACAGUUUUGGUAAAAUCAGUAGUAAAUUAAAGUUAGGUUUAUCUUUUUACUAGAAGUUGCUAAGAUGAAUGUUUUCAACAUGUUGUUUUUAGUUUGGCUAUGCCAUGCAGCAUGCAGGAUCUUAGUUCCUCAACCAGGGAUCAAACCUGUGCAGUGGGAGCACAGAGUCUUAACCAGUGGACUACCAGGGAAGUCCACAAAUUCCUUUAACUUUAAAACGAGAUUAGCAGCACUAAAACCAGAGGAACAUUCUAUCAAACUGAGUACAAAAACAAUUCAAAAAGAGCAUCCUGACUUUACCACAUAAAGAGAAGUGAAGUGUGAAAAGUGACGUCUAGGAAUUUCCUGGUGGUCUAGUGGUUAGGACUCUGCACUCUCACUGCCAAGGGCCCGGUCUUGGGAACUAACAUCCCACAUGCUGUGCAGCAAAAAAAAAAGAAGAAGAAGAAGAAGAAAAUUAAGAGUCCACUUAAGAUCCUGACUUAAGUUAUGAAAGGAAUGAACAUUUGAUGCAUGUCUAUUUCUGGGCCCCCUUCACCACAGUGGCCAAACAAUUCUUAAAAUAAUGAUCUUGUAAAAGGCAUCACUAAUCAGCUAUCUCCAGCUGUGCAGAAUACAGGCUGUGAAUGAUCUGGCAGAUACUUUACACCAGUAAUUCGUUCUCUCUGACACAUCUCAGAAGGCCAGCGAAGCUUUGCUAAGGCAUGUUGCCUGCAGCAUCACUUUUGGAGGUAGGAAGAGGGGUCCAGGCCCUGGAAUGUUUAGAAAGGUACACAGGUGUUUCUGAUGCCCAUGACAGAUAGGGAACCUCUGCUCUCCACAUGUUAUGCAUGGAUUCUCUUAGCACAUAAGAGACCUCUGAGAAUGAGGUCUCUUGUUCAAGGAGUCUCAUUCAAGAGAAUGAGAGGUCUCAUCCAAUGAUUUUAUGAACUGUGAAUGCUCUUAGCCUUUACUCAUAGCUUAAUAAUCAAACAAUGAAGGGACAUAAGAAAUACCACAUUGAGUCAGCCCAGCAGUUCCUUUAGCUCAGAGUUUUGAGGCCCUGAUGAAGGGUAUGUGCAGGAAAGCUCCACAGUCUCAAUCUAAAACUCUUGAGUUUUGGAAGACCCUUGCAGUUUCUGUUCCAGUCCCUUUGAACCUGCCAUUUGUGAAUUUAAGCAGAAAAAGAGCCUGUUUUUUAUUAUUUUUCUCAUGUUCUUUUGUAUGAACUUUAACCAAAGUAGGACACUCAAAUAAUAAUUGAAGCCAUAACAUUAUGUUAAAAAGACAAACUUGUUAUAUGGUUUGCUGCUGAUUAAAAUUCUGUGGCAGUUUUACCCAUUAGUAAAGCACAAAGACCAGAAAUAGCUUUUUUAGAAUAGUUUUAUGGUUCAUGAAAAUCAUUCUGUGAUAGAAACAGGACUAAAGUUAACUUUCUAAAGAAAGAAUAAUUUACCUUUACAUACCUAAACCUAGUGAUUUACAUUUCAUACCUACACUACUCUGGAUGAAGGAUUUAUACCUCUGCAGAAGAAAAAAGAUACUUAUGUCUGUGCAGUUGAAUAGUAUUAUCUGAAGCCACAGUUUUAAAAAGGAAAUAAAGUUGGCAAAUGUAAA
Molecule: messenger RNA, 2928 nt
Organism: Odocoileus virginianus texanus
Lineage: Eukaryota; Metazoa; Chordata; Mammalia; Artiodactyla; Cervidae
Gene: NMNAT1
Product: nicotinamide nucleotide adenylyltransferase 1
Biological process (GO): NAD+ biosynthetic process
Cellular component (GO): nucleus
Molecular function (GO): nicotinate-nucleotide adenylyltransferase activity; nicotinamide-nucleotide adenylyltransferase activity
Source: RefSeq, a predicted model, not a curated record